This is a messenger RNA of Leptomonas pyrrhocoris, 908 nucleotides long. RefSeq lists its product as hypothetical. Gene Ontology annotation, molecular function: dimethylargininase activity; amino acid binding. The record is from RefSeq and is a predicted model, not a curated record. Bases 48 to 908 code for a protein of 286 amino acids. Gene Ontology annotation, biological process: arginine metabolic process; positive regulation of nitric oxide biosynthetic process. The transcript has a single exon. NCBI's taxonomy places the organism in Eukaryota, Euglenozoa, Kinetoplastea, Trypanosomatida, Trypanosomatidae.
GAAUUCCCCCUUUCACUAUACCGCCCAUCGUCGCCGUAGUCGCCACCAUGACGAAGCUGACCGUUGUGUGCCGCGCCGUGUCGAGCGGGAUCGACAAGCAGACGUGCGAGCUGACGUGCAUCGAGCGUCAGCCGAUCUCGUUGACGGUGGUGGAGGAGCAGCACCAGGCCUAUGUGCAGGUGUUCCGCGACAUGGCUGCGGAUGGCUACAACAUCGAGCUGAUCGAACUGCCGGCGCUGAACGAUCUGCCGGACUCGAUGUUCGUGGAGGACGUUGCGAUGCUGUACAACGAUUGUGCCGUCAUCACACGGCCCGGUGCACCGUCGCGCCGCCCGGAGGUGGACCCGAUUGUGGAGACGGUGAAGAAGGUGCGUCCCGAGAGCUACCGCAUCCAGGAGCCCGGCACGGUGGACGGCGGCGAUGUGCUGUACGUUGCGAACUCGAAGUACGUCUUUGUGGGCAAGUCAACCAGGUCGAACGACGCUGCGUUCGCGCAGAUGAAGGAGUACCUGGGCAAGCACCGGCUGGAGUGCGUGCAGUGCGUGGUGAAGGGGUGCCUGCAUCUGAAGUCUGCCGUGAGCUUUGCGUCGGAGGACACGGUGCUGCUGAACCCCGAGUGGAUCGACGCUGCGAUCUUCACGUCGCGCGGAUUCAAGGUGAUUGAGGUGGACCCGAAGGAGCCGGGCAGCGCGAACGUGCUGAGCUUCUCUGCGGAGAAGGACGGUAAGGCGCUGAGGACCAUCUUCUCUCCUGCCGCCUUCACGGGCACCGCCGCACGCAUCGCGGCGUUUGCGGAGGCGGAGACGAAGGCUGGCCGCCCGACGCGCCAGAUCCUGCUGAAGGUGGACGAGAUCGCGAAGGCGGAGGGUGCGCUGACGUGCUGUUCGCUGUUGAGCUACAGCGCCUAA